AUAAGGUGAAUGAUACAUUUUCAGAAACUCAGGCUUUUAAUAUUGAGAGAAAAGAUGGCGAUACCAUUAACUUUUGGGUCAAGGCGACUGACAUCAUGGGGAAUACGAAAGUUGACUUGACGAAGAUUUCCUUUGAUUCCAGUCCGCCAGAAAGUUUAAACCCUUCAGGCGUCAUAUUUACGAGGAACGUUAAAAAUGCCACUUACCCUUUCUAAAGUCGGCUACAGGUAGAUGUCUUUGACAGAGAAAGUGGAAUACAUGGAAUUCACGUGGAGCUAAGAUCUUCUGGAAGAAAUUAUAAACUAUUCCAGGAAAUUAAUAUUCCAGGAAACAAAACAGAAGCGGAUCCAGGAUUGAAAGCAGGAUACACAACCUCUGUAGGAAGCUACUUUUAUUACCGCCACACCCUGGACAUAAAUAACUGCUGGUUUGUUGGGUCAAAGGAAAAAAUGGCAGAGGAGUCUGUCUUACUGAAUCUGGCUGUAUAUAACAUGGCUAUGAAACCUGCGUUUUACAGUUCAAUACUGACAGAUUUGUCCUCGCUGGACGGAAUGGAUGAAUACCCUGACCCAAUUAAUUUAACCAUAACUGAAACCUUUGACAAUGGUGUUCGUCUGAACUGGACCAUGCCCUCAACUUGUUACGAGAUGUCAACGGUUGUAGUAGAGUUCCGUUCAUCCAAUGACCGAGUUCAUGUCCUACAUGUAGAGCCAUACAACGACUGGCUUGAUUUGACAGAUUUGGACCCCGAAACAAGUUACAACAUGUCUUUUGUUACAGAAUAUGGAACACAAAGAAGCGAUCCAGUAUUUCUACAAUUUCGAACUUCUGCUUCCAAAAAUGGAGUGGUGGCUUAUGCUCAAGCUAAGGAGCUUCU
This is a messenger RNA of Saccostrea cuccullata (small rock oyster), 877 nucleotides long. RefSeq names its product collagen alpha-1(XII) chain-like. NCBI's taxonomy places the organism in Eukaryota, Metazoa, Mollusca, Bivalvia, Ostreida, Ostreidae. Gene Ontology annotation, molecular function: protein binding. The record is from RefSeq and is a predicted model, not a curated record. The annotation marks the transcript as partial. The transcript is spliced from 5 exons.